Messenger RNA from Fibroporia radiculosa, 3228 nucleotides. RefSeq lists its product as uncharacterized. NCBI's taxonomy places the organism in Eukaryota, Fungi, Basidiomycota, Agaricomycetes, Polyporales, Fibroporiaceae. Bases 1 to 3228 code for a protein of 1075 amino acids. The transcript has 22 exons. Gene Ontology annotation, molecular function: iron ion binding; FMN binding; heme binding. The record is from RefSeq and is a predicted model, not a curated record. Gene Ontology annotation, cellular component: cytosol.
AUGACCACUCCUAUACCGUGCCCCCCGUCCUUGCCGUUUCUGGGCCAUGUCGCUUCAAUCGAUGGGGACUUACCCGUUCGCUCCUUCUCGCUUCUUGCGCAGCAAUAUGGCGAGAUAUAUCAGUUUCACCAGUUUUCAUCGAGGAAGGUCGUCAUCAACUCCUACGAGCUCAUGCAUGAUGUUAGUGACGAUAAAAAGUUCAUUAAAAAUAUUAGUGGAGCCCUUGAGCAAGUUAGGAAUGGUGUAGGAGAUGGUUUAUUCACAGCAAAACCAGACGAAGAAAAUUGGGGCAUUGCACAUCGUCUUCUUACACCUGCAUUCGGAUCUGUGGGCAUUCGCGACAUGUUCGAUGAUAUGUAUGACGUCGCAAUGCAGCUAGUGAUGAAAUGGGAGCGCUUUGGCCCCGGGGCUGCCAUCAAUGCCGCGGAGGACUUCACUCGAAUGACCUUUGAUACAAUAGCAUUAUGCGCAAUGUCUUACAGACUGAACACAUUUUAUCGCGAAACCAACCAUCCGUUCGUCCAGUCCAUGGCAGACUUCCUGCUCGAGUCUGGGCAUCGAGCAUUCCGAGCUUCUGUGGUGACGAACAUUUUAGGUUACAAUACGAAAUAUGAAGCAAAUAUCAAAACUAUGGCUGACCUUGCCAACAAGAUCAUCGCGGAGCGUAAGAACAAUCCGACGGGUAAGAAUGACCUUUUGGAUAGAAUGUUGCACGGAAAGGACCCCAAGACCGGAAAGCAGCUCUCGGAUGAGAAUAUUAGUUACAACCUGCUCACUUUCCUCAUAGCCGGACACGAGACUACUUCUAGCACGCUGUCAUUCUUAAUGUAUUACUUGCUCAAGAAUCCAGAAGCAAUGCGCAAAUUGCGAGAGGAGAUUGACGAAGUGCUCGGAGACCAGCCCCCCGGACUGCAAGACCUCAGCAAGUUAAAAUAUCUCAAUGCUUGUCUGCGUGAAUGUAUGCGUCUGUCACCACCUUCGCCCACCCGCGCCGUCGAUGCACGUGAUGAUACUAUUAUCGGCAACGGUAAAUAUGCCAUUCGGAAGGGCCAGACUGUAAUAAUUGCCGUUUUCCUAACGCAGCGAGACCCAAAAAUUUGGGGGGAUGAUGCAAACGAAUUCAAACCUGAGCGCAUGCUGGAUGGCAGCUUUGAAAAGCUUCCUCCGCAUGCAUGGCAACCAUUUGGUUUCGGCAUGCGGGCUUGCAUUGGUCGUGCAUUUGCCUGGCAAGAAAUGCUGAUCCUCGUUCCACUUCUUCUUCAACGUUUCGAGCUUGCGAUGGAAAACCCAUCCUACGAUUUAGCGCUUAAGCAGACUCUCACAAUCAAGCCUAAAGAUUUCUAUAUCCGUGCUACUCCGCGCAAAAGUCGUGCUGUCCCGCUAGCAAUACCCAGUUCGUCACUGCAACAAGCGCGCCGUGGGGAAGAGAAGGAGCCAUUCAAGGUAGCUAUGCCUGUACAGGAUACACCAUUUAAGUGGCCAAUGUACGUAAUGUAUGGCUCGAACACCGGGACGUCGGAGACUUUCGCCCAGCGGAUAGCCAGCGAUGCGGCGACCUAUGGUUUCGGCGCGAGUAUCGGCACACUUGAUUCGUUCACAGGCAAAAUACCCACCGAUGGUCCCGUUAUUAUUGUUACUGCAUCGUUUGAAGGCGAGCCCGCCGACAACGCGGCGCACUUCGUCAACUGGAUCAGGAGCCUCAAAGACAUCGAGCUUGCUAACGUUACCUAUGGUGUAUUCGGCUGCGGCAAUCGCGAUUGGUUCCAGUCAUAUCAGCGUAUCCCAACACUAAUCGACAGUCUCCUGGAGGUGCACGGGGGCAAGCGAUUGAUCUCCCGUGGACAUGGCGAUGCCAGCGCAGCGGAAUUCUUCGAGCAAUUUGACAAUUGGCAGACGAAGCUUUGGGAGACUCUAUCGCAGAAAUACAAGAUGGACGCUGGCCAAUCGCCUGGUGUAUCUGGAGGCCUGGAAAUGACAAUUGUGGACUCGGGUACUUUCCGAGCUUCAGUACUAAGGCAACAAGACACUGCGUUGGGUACCGUGGCAGAAAACACACUUCUCACGAAGCCUGGCGCGUAUCCGAAGAGACAUAUCGUUUUCGAGCUUCCAGAAGGCAUGGUUGCACGAGCCGGAGAUUAUCUCGCUAUGCAAGUCGCCGCUAUACUGAAGAAUUGCAUGCAUACUGAUCACGAUUUAUGCAGUCUCCCGUCUAAUCCUAUCCGGGAUGUGCAGCGAUUCUGCAAAGUGUUUGAAAACUUUCCCGCCCAGAUUAUCCUUUCUGCAAAUGGUCCCACACCACUACCAAUCAACCGUCCAAUUGGCAUUUUUUCUCUUCUCUCCGGCUAUGUCGAGCUCUCGCAGCCCGUGACCACUCGGGACCUGAAGAUAUUGAUGUCGGCUGAGAAUGCCCCACUCGAUUUUCUACAAGAAUUGAUCACUGACUAUUCCGAAAAGGUGGUUGCGAGGAGGCUCAGCAUCCUCGAUAUUCUCGAGGAUUAUCCCUCUAUAAAACUGACAUUCGAGACGUACCUGCGCAUGCUUCCGUCCAUGCGGGUACGACAGUACUCCAUCUCGUCCUCGCCACUUUGGGACGCACAGCGCGUCUCGCUCACCGUCAGUGUCGUGGAUGCACCCCCGAUCUCGGGGCGUAAGGAGAAUUUCCUCGGGGUCGCAUCAACUUAUCUUGCGGGGUUGCGUCCCGGAGACAAGGUGCAGAUCGCCGUGCGCGCAUCGGCGAUGGCAUUUCACCCUCCCGCAGAUCCUACUGUCCCGAUGGUGAUGUUUGCGGCAGGUUCCGGGCUUGCGCCCAUGCGUGGCUUCCUGCAGGAGCGCGCGAUGCAGAAGAAAGCAGGCCGCGAGGUUGCAAAGUCGCUCCUGUUCUUUGGAUGCAGGUCGCCCACGCUAGAUUACCUCUACUCGGACUCGGACUUGAAAGAGUGGACUGAGCUCGGAAUCGUUGACGUGCGGCCGGCGUUCUCACGCGCCUCGGAGCACUCGCAUGGCUGCAAGUUUAUUCAAGAUCGUGUUUGGCUGGACCGCGAGGAUGUAGACAUACUAUACGAGAAGCACGCGAAGUUCUACACCUGUGGGUCACGUAAAAUUGCGCAGGGGAUCAGAGAGGUUCUCAUGAGGAUGAUCAUGGACAAGUGCAAUGUCAAUGCAGCAGAAGCUGAGGACAUGUUUGGGCAUGCUGUUCAUGAUCGAUAUGCAACUGAUAUCUUUGAAUAA